AUUAUUCAACCCGAAUACAGUGCUAAGAAUAUAUAGUCAUACAGUGACAGAAUAAACCAAGAUAACAGAUUUUGUAUACAGUCAUGACAGAUGAUAAAAGUCAACACAAUGCAAGCAUUUGGCACGAUAUAAAAAAGUUAGAAAUUUUCCAAAUGUUUGAUAUUUUUCCCUUUGACAAUGCAGGAAAACAUUUUCGUAUUGGUGUAUUGGAAAGUAAAAGGGUUGUAGUUGUUAUGUGUGGAUUGGGAAUGCUAAAUGCAGGCAUUUCAACCCAGUUGUUGCUUACUUUAUUUGAUGUGAAAGGAGUUCUUCAUUAUGGAAUUGCAGGAAAUGCUAAUCCUAAACUCCAGAUUGGAGAUGUCACUAUUCCACAAUAUUGGGCACACACAGGACUUUGGCAUUGGCAGAGGUUAGGGGAAGAAAAUGGAGAUUUCAACACAAAAUUUGGUUAUCUUGAGUUUGCCGAAUACAGUAACAGCACAAAAGAUUUGAACACUGAUACAAAUCUUUUGAACAAAGUGUGGUAUCAACCAGAAGAAAUUUUUCCUGUGAAUGGAAUUCCAGAAGCUAGACACCACAUUUUCUGGACUAGAGUUGACAAGACUUACUUUAAAAUUGCAGGAAAACUGAAGGUA
Molecule: messenger RNA, 635 nt
Organism: Vigna radiata var. radiata (mung bean)
Lineage: Eukaryota; Viridiplantae; Streptophyta; Magnoliopsida; Fabales; Fabaceae
Product: bark storage protein A-like
Exons: 3
Biological process (GO): nucleoside metabolic process
Molecular function (GO): catalytic activity
Source: RefSeq, a predicted model, not a curated record